UCCAACGCGCGUAAUGCGGACCUUCCCCUGCAGCGGUCUUAUCUGCAAACGGCCAACGAGCGGCUCAGUUCAUGGAUUGUUUUAACGCGGGGGUCGUUUCUCAUUCCCGAAGACUGAUUUCAUCCGUGGACAUAUUUUUACUUUUUCUGUCUAUAGUUUCCAAAGUGAACAAACCUUAGAAAUGUUUCUGCACAGGAUGCUCAUCUGUGGGAGCUCGUGCUUGAAACGGAUGGCCACAUUACUUCACGUGGGUCUGAUCCUGCAGCUGGCGGCGUGGGAAACGACAGAGGCCAUCCACCCGGACUGCGCCCUGGUGGUUCAGCACAUGAAGGCUCAGGAAGAAUGCAACCGGAUCCUCAAACAGGAGGAGAAGAACCACUCCACCAGGACAGGCUGUCCGACGGCGUGGGAUGACAUUCGUUGCUGGUAUCGUGCUGAGGUGGGACAGGUGGUCAACGUCUCGUGUGCCAAUGUGUCCCAGCUGUUUGCUAAUAACCAAGGUUACAUCUACAGGAACUGCACCGAGGACGGAUGGUCCGAGCUCUACCCUUCCUACGAGGAGGCCUGCGUGUUCACAGAGUACGAAGUGUCAGAACCAGAGACAACGUACUUCUCCAACUUCAAGCAGGUGUACACCGCCGGCUACGCUACCUCCCUCAUCUCUCUCAUAUCGGCUAUUUUUGUCUUCACUGUGUUCAGGAAGUUUCACUGCACCAGGAACUACAUCCACAUCAACCUGUUCUUCUCUUUCAUCCUGAGAGCGAGCGCUGUCUUCAUUAAAGAUGGCGUUCUUUUUUCUGAUGAAAACCUGGACCACUGCUUCAUGUCGACUACAUCUUGUAAAUCAGCCGUGGCCUUCUUCCAGUUCAGCAUCCUGGCCAACUACUUCUGGCUGCUGGUGGAGGGCAUGUACCUGCAGACGCUGCUUGCACUCACCUUUGUCUUCCAGAAGAAAUACUUCUGGUGGUACAUACUCAUCGGCUGGGGUCUCCCAACAACGAUCAUAACGGCGUGGAUCCUCACUCGCAACUUCUAUGAUAACAAGGGGUGCUGGGAUGACACAGAUGUGGCUUUCAUCUGGUGGAUCAUAAAAGCUCCAAUAACUGCAUCACUACUGGUGAAUUUCAUCAUCUUCAUCAAUGUGAUCCGUAUUCUGGUCCAGAAGCUGAGAUCUCCAGGCGUUGGUGGCAAUGACACCAGCCACUUCAAGAGGCUGGCCAAGUCCACCCUGCUCCUCAUCCCUCUGUUUGGGAUGCACUACAUGGUGUUUGCCUUCCUGCCAGAAAACACCGGAGCAGAGGCUCGAAUCUUCAUCGAGCUCGGUCUGGGAUCAUUUCAGGGAUUUGUUGUGGCCCUGCUCUACUGUUUCCUGAAUGGCGAGGUGCAAGCAGAACUGAAGAAGAGGUUUUGGAAGUGGCAGACUCAGAGUUACCUGAGCUACAGCAAACGGCGGCGUACGUUGUUCACGGAGAGCAGCACGGUCACGCAGAUAUCCGUCCUGGACAAAUCCAGCCCCAAAGAUCAGCCGACCUCAGAGGCACACACCCUCACACCCAACAACGUCUCCACUGUCUGAGUCACAUUCUCCCUGCGUCACGACACCCGCUUUGUAUUUGGACGUCGUCCUGAGCAAGUGACUAAACCGCAGAGCCCGAUUGUUGAAUGUUUAAGGUACCUUGAAACUGUGUACGAAUUAUCUGCAGAAUCCCACAUGUGCUGACAACUUUACAGGUGUUAACUUUAACUUUUUUUAUUGACAUAUUUCACAUGAUAUUCAUUAUUUUUCAACUUACUUUAGUAUUGGCCGGCAGAGAGGUCACAUAUUUUGUUGCCUUUUGUGUUUAUCAUAGGUCCGAUUUUGCUUCGGGGGCCCUCCUCCACAGCUUACUCACAACCACCAAAUAAUUUCUCCCAUUUUACAAAAGCACCAAUAUCACAACAAGUACACGAUGAAUGUGGCUUCAAAACAUUGUCCUUUCGUUCCUUUUAGAUAUAAAAGGUUUAUUCUGUCGCACCUCCCCCGAGUCCAAAUCCUUCUCACAUUUUUUCUCAUGCUAAGCUGUUCAUACGGGAAAAUGAGCAUUUACAAAAUAGAUUUUCCUUUGUUGUGGUCUCAAGUGGCCCAAAGAUGAACAACAAUCAGGAGGAGUAGGCACAGGAGAGGUUAGUCAGUUACUUCUUGCAGCUGUGAGGUUAAUUAAUGGAGUCUUUUUUUAAAUGUUUACUGAGUUUAAACAUAAAACAGCACAACACACAAUAUCCCCAAAUCCCAGACAGCCAUACAUAACCCAAAAAGGGAAAAAUAAUUUAACUGAAUAAACAACAAUAAUUGCAACGAUUACAGAAAAGGGGGAUAAAAAAGAUGUUAAUUAAUUAUAUGGAAUUAAGUAAAGUAUUGUGUCCAGUCCACUAUUUACAUGUGAGUUUUAGGGUAACCAGUCAUCAGAAGCCCUAUCUUAGGCCCUAGGUCCGAAGAUAAAGUCUUCAUAUUCAAUAAUCUAACACUAUAAAUUACAAUCAAUAAAAAAGGCCAACUCUAUUUCUUCCUUUGUUCCUUUAUAACAAUGUAAUAAAAGUUCAAAUAUUAUAUUCCUCCUUAUACUGGGGACCCCUGUUGGUCUCCAGUUUGAAUAUCACUGCAGUAGAGGGUCUAGAGGAGAGAAGACUUGAUGGAUCUUAGAUGAAUGGGCUGUGUGGCCUCACAGUGACAGAUAAAUGUAUCAAUCCACACACAUUUCAGAAGAUGUUUUAUGGCAGUGAGUUUGCUGGUUUUUUUCCACUAAUGCCUGGCAUAUACUUUAGUCCCUGAAAGGACAUGCUGUUCACACGACUCCCUCACAAUAUUCAGAUCACCACUUAUGCACUUAAUGCUCCCUGAACCUGCAGAUCUGUAUUUGAUUGUUCAGUCUUUUACCUCAUCAAUUAGUGCCAUUCUCCAGAAUUUGGACCUCUGUCUUAUUCUUGCUGUCAUAAUGUAACCUACCAUCAGUGGCUCUGCAUGCAACAUGUUGCACAGUGCACUAGCGCACAUCUGGAGCACUAGACUGUAAAAGCUAUUUAUUUGUCAACGUAUUCUUUUUAUGUUGUUUUUUGUGUGAAUGUAAAUAGAAUUGAACUAGAGUUUACAUGUAUUUUAUGACAACAGUACAGUUCCUCCAACAGAUUUAUAAACCAUAUUAAAGCAACUUGUUACUGUAAAAAAAAAAGAAGAAGAAUCUAAAAUAAUAUAUAAAAAGGAAGUUGGUAUUUAUAUUUAACACAUUUUUUGGUAUCAUACAUGUAAGUUUUAUUCUUAUAUGCUGUCAUAUUGCAAAAUGUGGAGAUAAUUAUACUUUACAUUUUCCUAUUUGUAAGCAUAGGUUUAGUGAUUGCUGUGCUAAUGCUAAUGCUAAUCCAGAACCUGUUUCCUCUGAGAAAUAAUUGUGAGACUACAUGAGCUGUUUUCAAGUUGGCUCGCAGUAUGUGUGUAUCUAUGCUUUGAAUUUUUCUCUUUUGACUUGCAGCUAGCAGGUUGAGUACACUGUCUAUGUAUGUGUAGAUAUGUACAGUAUUAUUCAUGGAAGGAAAUAUUACAUUACUCAGCUACUGACCACUACAGUGCCUUUCUCAUAAAGUAAAACUCCCUUUUCCUCCACAGUUCACCUACAGUACGGUCCCAAUCUGUGUAAGAAAAUCAUAUAUGUAAGAUUAUGAAAGUAUACCAUGUACUUGAGUCUUUGCUGUGCAGCGUAACAGAUGUGCUUCUGUGUUGUGUCAGAUUCAAGACGUGAUAGGAAUUGUGCUCAAAUGACAAAAACAAAGCCUUCAUCCGAUUUGAAAUUGUGCAGCGAGGAAGUGAAGGAUGAUAUUAACAGAGCGUGUUUUGAUGUGGUGUUUUUGAAAGAAAGCUUUUCAUGUUGUGUCUGGACUUUUUUUUAGAUUACAUCCACUUACAGUGUUA
Messenger RNA from Dicentrarchus labrax (European seabass), 3940 nucleotides. It is a transcript of the gene ghrhrb, whose product is annotated as growth hormone releasing hormone receptor b. The record is from RefSeq and is a predicted model, not a curated record. NCBI's taxonomy places the organism in Eukaryota, Metazoa, Chordata, Actinopteri, Moronidae. Gene Ontology annotation, cellular component: plasma membrane. Gene Ontology annotation, biological process: cell surface receptor signaling pathway; adenylate cyclase-modulating G protein-coupled receptor signaling pathway. The coding region runs from base 182 to 1576 and encodes 464 amino acids. The transcript is spliced from 13 exons. Gene Ontology annotation, molecular function: peptide hormone binding; G protein-coupled peptide receptor activity; vasoactive intestinal polypeptide receptor activity.